AUGCUACAAACAAUCAUGUUGGGAUUCACUUCCAGAGCAGCAUUUGGAAAAAACUACAAGAACCAAGAAAAGUUCAUAUCUAUAUUAAUUGAACUUCUUAAAGUGGGGACUGGCUUUAAUACUGCUGAUUUUUACCCUUCAAUCAAGUGGCUUCAAGAUAUAAGUGGUCUCAGGACAAAACUAGAGAAGCUUCACCAUGAAGUAGAUAAGCUACUUGAUGAGAUUAUAGAUGACCAUAUAUCUACUGACAACAACAACACAAGUAUGCAUGAGGACUUCGUGGAUGUCCUUCUGAGAGUCCAAAAUGAUGGAAAUUAUGAAAUAACUCGAAUCAACAUUAAAGCAGUGAUCUUGGACAUGUUUGCAGCUGGAACAGAUACUUCAGUUACAACUGUUGAUCGGACAAUGGCAGAAAUGCCAAAGAAACCAAGUGCCUUAGAGAAAGCACAAGAAGAAGUCAGGAGAGUUUUUAGUGAAAAAGGUUAUGUGGAUGAAUCAAACUUUGAUGAAUUGAAAUACUUAAGAGCAGUCAUCAAAGAGUCACUCAGGUUGCAUCCACCUGUCCCUCUAUUACUCCCAAGGCUAAGUAGAGAAAAAUGUAAAAUUGAUGGUUAUGAAAUACCACAAAACACUGAAGUUAUUGUGAAUGCUUGGACAAUUGGAAGAGAUCCAAGAUAUUGGGAAGAUGCAGAGUGCUUUAAAGCAGAGAGAUUUCUUGAUAGUUCAAUUGAUUUCAAUGGGAAUAAUUUUGAGUACAUCCCAUUUGGAGCAGGAAGAAGGACGUGUCCUGGCAUGUCAUUUGGUCUAGCAAAUGUAGAACUUCCAUUGGCUCUUUUCCUUUACCAUUUUGAUUGGAAGCUGCCCAAUGGGAUGAAACAUGAAGAAUUGAAUAUGAGUGAGGUAUACUUUGGUGUGGCAGUGAGAAGAGAACUUAAUAUGCAUGUAAUUCCUAUCGUCUCCAAGCCUGUGUAACAAUUUUAAAGGCAUCUAUAUAUCUUGCUCUUUCUAAUAAAGCUUUAAUCAUUGGUGA
Messenger RNA from Lycium ferocissimum, 1030 nucleotides. RefSeq names its product cytochrome P450 71D10-like. NCBI's taxonomy places the organism in Eukaryota, Viridiplantae, Streptophyta, Magnoliopsida, Solanales, Solanaceae. The record is from RefSeq and is a predicted model, not a curated record. The transcript has 2 exons. The coding region runs from base 1 to 972 and encodes 323 amino acids. Gene Ontology annotation, molecular function: heme binding; monooxygenase activity; iron ion binding.